This is a messenger RNA of Ochotona curzoniae (black-lipped pika), 3612 nucleotides long. It is a transcript of the gene SLITRK3, whose product is annotated as SLIT and NTRK like family member 3. The record is from RefSeq and is a predicted model, not a curated record. Lineage: Eukaryota; Metazoa; Chordata; Mammalia; Lagomorpha; Ochotonidae. Gene Ontology annotation, biological process: positive regulation of synapse assembly; regulation of presynapse assembly; axonogenesis. Gene Ontology annotation, cellular component: postsynaptic density membrane; GABA-ergic synapse. Gene Ontology annotation, molecular function: protein binding. The transcript is spliced from 2 exons. The coding region runs from base 92 to 3037 and encodes 981 amino acids.
UUCCAGCCCUGCGUUUCCAAUCUUGCCUCCCUAAUACCCGACCGGGCGCUCCCAGUUUUAGGAGCAGACGUGGAUUUGUAACCCACCACACAUGAUGGACCCGUCCGUAGCUGAGAUGCUUCCCAGAGGGAGAAUGUUGUGGAUCAUUCUUCUAAGCACACUUGCUCUAGGAUGGACUACCCCGAUUCCCCUGAUCGAGGACUCGCAGGAAAUAGAUGAACCCUGUUUCGAUCCAUGCUACUGCGAAGUUAAAGAAAGCCUUUUUCAUAUACAUUGUGACAGUAAAGGGUUUACGAAUAUUAGUCAGAUUACAGAGUUCUGGUCAAGACCUUUCAAACUUUAUCUGCAGAAGAAUUCCAUGAGGAAAUUAUACACCAACAGUUUUCUUCAUUUAAAUAAUGCUGUGUCCAUUAACCUUGGGAACAAUGCAUUGCAGGACAUUCAAACAGGAGCUUUCAAUGGUCUUAAGAUUUUAAAGAGGCUAUAUCUGCAUGAGAACAAAUUAGAUGUUUUCAGAAAUGAUACUUUCCUUGGCUUGGAAAGUCUAGAAUAUCUACAAGCAGAUUACAAUGUCAUUAAACGUAUUGAAAGUGGGGCAUUUCGGAACCUAAGUAAAUUGAGAGUUCUCAUUUUAAAUGAUAAUCUUAUCCCCAUGCUUCCCACGAACUUGUUUAAGGCUGUGUCUUUAACGCACUUGGACCUGCGUGGGAACAGGCUGAAAGUUCUCUUUUACCGAGGCAUGCUGGAUCACAUUGGCAGGAGUCUCAUGGAGCUCCAGCUGGAAGAGAAUCCUUGGAACUGCACCUGUGAGAUUGUACAACUCAAGAGUUGGCUGGAGCGCAUUCCUUACACUGCCCUGGUGGGAGACAUCACUUGUGAGACACCUUUCCAUUUCCAUGGGAAGGACCUUCGUGAAAUCAGGAAGACAGAGCUCUGCCCCUUGCUGUCUGACUCUGAGGUGGAGGCUAGCUUGGGUAUCCCCCAUUUGACAUCAAAUAAGGAGAACGCAUGGCCAACUAAGCCCUCCUCCAUGUUGUCCUCUGUCCAUUUUACUGCUUCUUCUGUUGAAUACAAAUCCUCAAAUAAGCAGCCUAAACCCACCAAACAGCCCCGAACCCCAAGGCCACCAUCUACAUCUCAAGCUUUGUAUCCGGGUCCAAACCAACCUCCUAUCGCACCUUACCAGACCAGGCCGCCGAUUCCCAUUAUAUGUCCUACAGGGUGCACCUGUAAUUUGCACAUCAAUGACCUUGGAUUGACUGUCAACUGCAAAGAAAGAGGAUUUAAUAAUAUUUCAGAACUUCUUCCGAGGCCAUUGAAUGCCAAGAAACUGUACCUGAGUAGCAAUCUCAUUCAGAAAAUAUACCGUUCUGAUUUUUGGAAUUUUUCUUCCUUGGAUCUCUUGCAUCUGGGAAACAACCGCAUUUCUUACGUCCAGGACGGGGCCUUCAUAAACCUGCCCAACCUAAAGAGCCUCUUUCUCAAUGGCAAUGACAUAGAGAAGCUGACACCAGGCAUGUUCCGAGGCCUACAGAGUUUGCACUACUUGUACUUUGAGUUCAAUGUGAUACGAGAAAUCCAGCCUGCAGCCUUCAGCCUCAUGCCCAACUUGAAGCUGCUUUUCCUCAACAACAACCUGCUGCGGACCCUCCCCACAGACGCCUUUGCAGGCACAUCUCUGGCCAGGCUCAACCUGAGGAAGAACUACUUCCUGUAUCUCCCUGUGGCUGGCGUCCUGGAACACCUGAACGCCAUUGUUCAGAUAGACCUCAAUGAGAAUCCCUGGGAUUGCACGUGUGACCUGGUCCCCUUUAAACAGUGGAUCGAGACCAUCAGCUCGGUCAGUGUGGUCGGUGAUGUGCUGUGCAUGAGCCCUGACAACCUCACCCACCGUGAUGUGCGCACUAUCGAACUGGAAGUUCUGUGCCCAGAAAUGCUGCACGUCGCACCACCUGGGGCAUCCCCGGCCCAGCCUGGAGACUCCCACCUUGGGGGCCCAACAAGUGCAUCGCCCUAUGAGUUCUCACCCCCUGGAGGCCCCGUGCCACUGUCCGUAUUGAUUCUCAGCCUGCUGGUUUUGUUUUUCUCGGCGGUCUUUGUGGCCGCAGGCCUCUUUGCCUAUGUGCUCCGCCGCCGAAGGAAGAAGCUGCCCUUCAGAAGUAAGCGGCAGGAGGGCGUGGACCUCACCGGCAUACAGAUGCAGUGCCACCGGCUCUUCGACGACGGUGGAGGUGGAAGCGGUGGUGGCGGUGGCAAUGGCGGUGGAGGCCGGCCAGCUCUCUCCUCCCCAGAGAAGGCUCCUCCCGUGGGCCAUGUGUAUGAGUACAUUCCACAUCCAGUUACCCAGAUGUGCAACAACCCCAUCUACAAGCCCCGUGAGGAGGAAGAGGUGGCUGUUGCGGCAGGCCAGGAAGCAGGGGGUGCAGAGCGUGGGGGUCCUGGGACACAACCGCCUGGAAGGAGCGAGGUUGUCCUAGGAAGUGAGCAGUUUACGGAGACGCCCGAGGAGAACCGCGGCAACUGCCGGACUUUGCUGGAGAAGGAAAAGGAGUGGGCUCUGGCAGUGUCCGGCUGCCAGCUCAGCACCAUAGUGACGGUCAACCACCACCACCAUCCUCACCACCCAGCAGUGGGCGGUGUUUCCGGGGUAGUUGGGGGGUCCGGGGGAGACUUGGCUGGGUUCCGUCACCGUGAGAAGAAUGGCGGGGUGGUGCUGUUUCCUCCAGGGGGAGGCUGUGCUGGUGGCACUAUGCUACUAGACCGAGACAGGCCCCAGCCGGCCCCAUGCACGGUGGGAUUCGUGGACUGCCUUUACGGCACAGUGCCCAAGUUAAAGGAACUGCAUGUCCACCCUCCUGGCAUGCAAUACCCAGACUUACAGCAGGAUGCCAGGCUGAAAGAAACCCUUCUGUUCUCAGCUGGAAAGGGCUUCACAGACCACCAAACCCCCAAAAGUGAUUACCUCGAGUUAAGGGCCAAACUUCAAACCAAGCCGGAUUACCUCGAAGUCCUGGAGAAGACGACAUACAGGUUCUGACAGAAAGCUGAAAAUAAAUCAGUGUUUUGGUUUUUGGUUUUGUUUUGUUUUGCUUUUGAAAAGAAAAGGAAAAUAAAAGAAAUCUGCCCCUUCCUCCCUUGCCAUUGGUCCCGAUAACUCCAUCCUCACUCUCUCUGCCGGUCACAGGACUGACAUGGCAUCACAACUCGCGAUACAGAUGUCUGCUCUCCUCUCGCAGAAGGGUUCUGGAGGAAGAGCCACACUCAGACCAUUAAUCAAUGAAGUGCCUUCGCAGACUUUUGCCAGCAAAUGUUAUCAUUAUUUUUUUACACUGAAACUUGAGACUUUGACUGUGCCAUGUAUAAGGUAUACUGGGGAUCGUUGUAUUGAUCCUAAUUCAGAAAAAUUCAAGUGUCUUUUAUUUUCAGUAACCUUUUUUUUUUCUUUAGUUAUAGUUUUGUUCAAAAGGGAGGGGGGGGGAACAAAUAGAUACUUGUGGCUUUCUUUCCUCUUCCAGUCAUGGCACAGUUUCUGUACAUGUAUUAACGAUGCAGUUUGCGCAUGCCUGGAAACCGCAAGAUGGGGAGGGAGGGGGCGGGUCUUGCUCGAAUGUU